GCAGCCAAAACAAACAGACGAAGAUAAACACCGUUCGCCAGAGCGACAACCAAAACAACAACAAAACACUCGACCCUCAACACCACCACCGUACCAUCGCCCGUCCUCGCCUCUUGAGCCUCUGCAUAUCAAUUUCCCUUACCCGUCGUCGACUGCGGAGCCGAACGACCCAGAUAUGUGCCCGUCCGCCGUAAACAUGGAUCCCGUUUCCGAUACGAGCACCACCGCUGCCUGGGAGUCGAGGUCUACCUAUGAGUUUGGCACCGCCGCAGUCUUCUCUUCCCCGGCGCAGGCCGAGCCCAUCGACUUUAGCUUUAAACCUGCUUCGGCUUCCACGCCCUCUCGCAUCCCAGCCUUGGAAGUGGAGGUCCGUACCCUACGGGAAGCUUUCAUCGCAAACACUGCCGAGUCGAAGCAACUGCGAGAGACCAUCGCGGCCCGUGACAAGACCAUUGCCAGCCUCAGCGAGCAGGAAGCCAUGGUCUUCACCAAGGGACUCGAGCUCAGACGAUUGAGAAUGGAGAUCAAAGCGCGCGAUGAGAUCAUUGCUGAGCUUCCCAAGACCGUGAAAGUCAGCAAGUGUUGCUGUGAUGGUCUCCAGAAGGAACUGCAAAAGUGCCAAGAAGAGCUCGAAGCCAAGGACAAGAAGAUUAUUGAAAUCAAAGUAUUCAAUAAGAAGGAAGUCGCUGCAAAGGAUCGGCAUAUCGAGAGCCAGAAGAAACAGCAUAGAGCCGACGUCGAGGGUCUGAAUAAGCGCAUCAAAGCUCUGGACGUCGUGAUCGAUAACAAGGAUCUUGCUAUUCAAGCAGAAGCAAAGCUGCACCGAGACCUCAAAGUCAAGCUCCAGAACAAAGAGCGGGAGGCCAACGCGCUGACGAAGAAGGUCGCGGAGAUGACGAAGGAAGCUGCCAGGCUAAGCAAGCUGAAGGAGAAGACAUGGCAGAAGCUCGACACGUCCAGAGCCGUCGCCACCGAACUGGAGCAGAAGCUGAAGCAUGAGGAAGAGACUCGCCAUCUGCAGGUCCGCAAAGGUAUCGAGGAAGUCGUGGCGCCUGUGUAUUCGAUGUCUGGAAGUGAGCUCAAGGCCAACGAUCUUCUGUACGAGACCGUCCAGGCGAAGGACAAGAAGAUUGAGGAGCUUCAGAGCGAGAUUGCGGCCCUCAACAUCUCCGCAGACCUCAUGGCCGAGAGCGAGGAGAAGCUCAGGAAGCAGCUCGCAGAACGUAGCGCCCAGAACCUGGAUACCAACGCCAACUUCACCGUUGUCCAGGGCAAGAAGGGCGCGAAGGGGAAGAAGCCUAAGCCAGCUGCGAACAAGUUCCAGGCUCUUCAAGAGCCAGAUGAUCCACCGGUAAACUUUCAUGGUUUUUGCGGGGCGAGUUUAGUUUGCAUGAAAUACUGAUUGAUUCCAGGCCCCUCCUGAUACGAAGCUGUACGAUGGUUUCACUACCAACACCGGCGCAGAGAUGACCCUUCGAAAAGGCCCAGGCGGUAGGAAGUAUUAUGAGAAGAUCACCCGUCAUGAGAAGGAUCGUUGGAAUGCUCAACUCGAAGAAUGAAGACCUGGCUCUGCUCCGCCGUCGGUCUUGAAUGAUGUUGAGACAGGUAUGUAUCCCCUUUGUCGAUGCUGUGUCCAUACAGUUCUGUUUGGACGGCGAGUCUGAAACAGGCCUGUAUUGGCAUGCUGGUUCUUCCUCUGACUGCGGAUCUAGACUUCUUGGGAUGACUGGGUUUAAAAGGUUGGUGAUUCUGGUUCUCUUACUGUAUCUUGGAGGAAUACCCCGUCGGCUUUUCUUGAGCAAGUUGUAUG
Messenger RNA from Mytilinidion resinicola, 1810 nucleotides. RefSeq lists its product as uncharacterized. The transcript has a single exon. The record is from RefSeq and is a predicted model, not a curated record. Bases 197 to 1402 code for a protein of 401 amino acids. Lineage: Eukaryota; Fungi; Ascomycota; Dothideomycetes; Mytilinidiales; Mytilinidiaceae.